Messenger RNA from Eublepharis macularius, 5094 nucleotides. It is a transcript of the gene ALKBH5, whose product is annotated as alkB homolog 5, RNA demethylase. The record is from RefSeq and is a predicted model, not a curated record. Gene Ontology annotation, cellular component: nucleus. The transcript is spliced from 5 exons. Bases 630 to 1766 code for a protein of 378 amino acids. Gene Ontology annotation, biological process: mRNA export from nucleus; mRNA processing. Gene Ontology annotation, molecular function: oxidative RNA demethylase activity. NCBI's taxonomy places the organism in Eukaryota, Metazoa, Chordata, Lepidosauria, Squamata, Eublepharidae.
UCUGAGGCGGAGGCGGAGGAUGCCCCUGAAGUUAUUUAUAAUGUCGGGCCGGCCGCUGGUGACGUAGCCAGGGAGUUCGGGCAGCGGCGGCACGAGCGGCGCCUCUGAGCCCCGGCACCUCUUCCCCCCCGUCCCGGGCCUGCGCUGCCAUGUCCAGAGGCAGGCUGGAGCCGGACUGGCGCUGAGAAGCGGCGGAGGGAGCCCGGCCGGCCGCGCGCGAUGAAAUGUGCUUCAUUGUCCUUGUACACAUCUGGGGAGUGUGUUUGGAUCUGCUGCGUAUCAAGACUGUGAGCUAAGCUGUCUGCUCCACUGGCACUUGGAAGGAAUGCAGUGUUCAUAACUUUUUUCUAGUUCUCCAAAACAUCAGAAACCCCUUGCCUCUACUCUAGGGGGUAAGGAGCUUUUAUAUUAGAAGAGUGGAGCAUUCUGCACAUUGAGAAAGGCAGUUGCAUUAGUUUGUUCGUGGCGUGGAGAAACUUAGGUUUAGGAUUUUCUGAUUUUCCUCUUGGAGAUUAUUUUGCUAGGAUAGACAAUGCCAUGAAUGGCGGCGGCGCUUUUUGCUCACCAGCCAGACGCACCGUACACUGUGGAGUUCGGUAGAGGAGGCAAAGGUGGCCUGUGACCUUGCCAUGGCUGGGAGUGGUUAUACAGAUCUGCGAGAGAAGCUGAAAUCAAUGAUGCCUUACCGAGACAACUACAAGAGCAGCAGCCAGCGGGACCCCACAGAGUCCCCCUACGGAGCUGCAAAGCGCAAGUACCACAAGGACUCUGACUCGGAGCCCAGUGAUUGUGAAGAGCGCCAGCGGGAGGAGGAAGAGGCCCAGAAAGUGAAGAGCGGCAUCCGACAGCUCCGCCUUUUCAGCCCUGAAGAGUGCGCCAAAAUCGAAGCUCGUAUUGAUGAGGUGGUUUCCAGGGCCGAGAAGGGACUUUACAAAGAGCACACGGUGGACAGGGCCCCUCUCCGGAACAAAUAUUUCUUCGGGGAGGGCUACACAUACGGGUCACAGUUACAGCGGCGAGGUCCUGGUCAGGAGCGGCUGUACCCAAGGGGGGAGGUGGAUGUCAUUCCCGAGUGGGUUCACGACCUCGUCAUCCGGCGGCUGGUGGAACACCAGGUCAUCCCCGAGGGCUUUGUGAACAGCGCUGUGAUUAACGACUACCAACCGGGGGGCUGCAUAGUCUCCCAUGUGGACCCCAUUCACAUCUUUGAGAGGCCUAUAGUCUCCGUGUCAUUCUUCAGUGACUCGGCGCUCUGCUUUGGCUGCAAGUUCCAAUUCAAGCCCAUCCGGGUCUCUGAGCCAGUCUUCUUCCUGCCUGUGAGAAGAGGGAGCGUCACUGUGCUCAGUGGCUACGCAGCUGAUGAAAUUACACACUGCAUUAGACCACAAGACAUCAAGGAAAGAAGAGCGGUCAUCAUCCUUAGGAAAACCAGACUAGAUGCUCCCCGGCUAGAGACAAGAUCCCUGAGCAGCUCCGUGCUGAUGCCUGGCUAUGCCUCUGACCGUUUGUCAGGGAGCAACAGGGACUCCAUCCUGAAGCCAAAGAGGUCCCAUCGUAAAGCGGAUCCGGAUGCCGCUCACCGGCCUCGGAUUUUAGAAAUGGAUAAAGAGGAGAACAGGCGCUCAGUCCUCUUGCCCAAACACAGGAGGCGGAGCCACUUCAGUUCAGAGAACUAUUGGCGGAAGUCUUACGAAUACACAGAGGACUUAGAUGAAGAAGAGGAGGAUGGGAGCCCAGCCCGGAAAGUGAAAAUGAGGCGGCAUUGAGAGAGUGCGGUCUUCCUUCCCCCUCCCCUUCCUCCCUGGGUUCUCGGAGCUGAUGAAACUGGCAUUCAGGCUGUGAAAUCUUAUUUUUUUCUCCUUCCCCUCCCAACAGCUAUUUCUCAUCCAGCUUCUUUUCAUAUCCCUUUCCCCUUGCCCUGCCUUUUUUAGGCUGAGGAAAGGCUGGAAUAGAUCUGGCUUUCCUUUUCCGUUUUACCACCUGGGUCCGUUGGGUGCCAUCUGUCCUUUUUCCUGGGCAGAUGGGUGUGCCUCUAAAAAGCAGAAGCAACUUCCCUUUUACCCAGAAAAAAAAGCUGAGUUCUGCAAGGUGUUUGGGCUGGAGUGGAUUUAGAAGAUGCCAAAAAAAAAACCAAUGUUUGAGUUUGCUGAAAGAUUAAGAAUAUUCCUUGUGCUCCAGUGCUGCUGCUUAAGCAUUUGAUUACAGCAUUUGAUUCCUGUCCUUCUGACCCCACACUGCAUGCCGCAAAAUGCACUCUCUAGGGUCUUCCUUGCUCCACCCUGCACCAAAGGGCUCCUGGUCUUUUAAGCUGGCUCCUAUGUUAAUUUUACUUUUUCUGUUGCUCAAAGGCUCCCUCUACAGCAACUGGAAAUCUAAAGCUUCGCAAACCACCACCACCACCACCAUCCUGUUUUUCAAAUGGCACACCUGAGGACAAAAGCGUUUAGGACGUAUUGCACUUUAGUGUCAGGGUUUAUUACCCCUUUUCUCCCCCUCCCCUUUUUUGGUCUGUUAAAUGCCAUAGAAUCCUCUCCACCCCCUUUCCAUCUUACUAGCUCUGGCUAGGGAGCACCUGUUUUUCUGCGCUGCUAAUGAGAAAGGAUACAGUCUGUGAAGGAUUUUCUUGGCUGUUCCAUGUUGGGGCUGCCAUCUGAGGGCUCCUUGAGGGGCGGGAGCAAGGACCAGAGAGCAGGGGUGGCAGCUGGGCUAGAAGCCUCAGCCCUCGCUGAGCCCUUCACACUAACAGCAUACAGCACAACCCGCUGUGGGCAUCUCCCACACCAGCCUUCCUUUAGCGAAGAGGAAAAAUGCAGGAGAGACUGCUUUUGUAGCUACGAGGCUGGCUUGAGAAAUCUCCCUCAUGGCUUGUUCCUGUACUUUUUUUUUUGUGGUCUUUUUAAAGAAAUACGUCUGUUUUCGUUUGGGACUUUUGCCCCAUAAGACUGUCACAGAUUCUGUUAGACCUUCUGACACACAGGCUUUAAUGUAGGCACAGUCUGUCUUUUGAGGUAGACCAGCGAGGAGGAAUUACAGCUUUAGGAACUGGGGUUUGGCAAGAAUCCUGUCCGUAGGGGCUGGCUCCACUUCUCUAACACAGUCUGGUACUUCCCAAGUUAUGCUUCGAAUCUCUGCUUUGUUGGGAAUCACCUGCCUUCUGCCGAAUAGGAGGGUUUGUGCUGCAGAUGUGAGAGGGCAGGGAGAUGAGAGCUGCUCAUUGUAUUUAGUUUAGUGCCUCUGCGAGAUCUGGGCUCACCUGGCAAGCUUGCAGGUCUUGCCUUCCUUCUAUGUGAUGUCUUGUACCUAAAGGCAGCUUGCCUUCCAGCAUGUGGACCUGUCGUUAGUAACCAAUAUUAAAUGCUUUUCCUUGUCAUGUUUUGAGGCUGAGUGACCCUAGCAAAGCAACCUCUAUUCACCUACCAGUCUGGUCUCCUCCCAGCAACUAUACAUUUUGCCUCAUUUUGUCCCAGGCUGAGAUUGUUGUCAGAGUCUGCGAUGGGGGAUUGAUGUUUAGAACCUACAUUUUAAUUGCUUAAAAAUCCUAAUUCCCACUUUACCUCCCCUCCUCACCCUAGUUCUCCGUAUCACAGUGUUUUGGCUCUCAAACACUGGUAUAGUAGGUUGGAUUUUAAGUCUCUCUGGUUUUUCUUGGCCCUGGCGUUUUCUUCCCUCUACCCCUUUAGUUCUCCAUUCCUUUUUAUCAGUAUAUAUACUCAGUCUAUUCAAGACUUUAUUUCUGCUAAGGGGAGUAUGUGCAGCUUCCGGAUUGCCAGGUCAGGAAGACAAACACACCUGUUCCUUACAUCCUGAUGGGAACUAUUUUCCUGGGGAGUAGGGGUCAGGAGCAUCUCAAGUCUCCCUCCCCUUUUGCACCUUGCUGCUUUUUCAUUUUUAGAUUUUAACUCUGCUUCUCAUCAAGGCAAGCCCAGCUAAUGACAGGCAAGGCUGGAGUUCUUUAGCCAAGAGAUGUGAUUGGUCUUCUGCCCACAAAUUCACAACCUCAGGUGUGAAAGGGCACUUAGCAGUCCCUUCCUUUUGCAGUGAGGCAAGGGUGUGGACCUUCUGCUUUUAUUGCAUCUGCUCAUUGUUAAGUGCGGGCAAAAAUCAGCAAAAGGCUUUAAGCAUCUAUUAGCAGAGGGGCACAGAAGGAAAAGCCGUGCAGCUAUAGAUCUUUUACCUUGUCUGGCUCUUGCACUUUUUAUAAUUUUGGAACUGUCUUUUGGUAUAAAUCACCACCACCCCAGAAAGAAAGGUGACGUCUUCCUCUCAAGAGUUUCUGGUUCAGACAGCCAUUUCUGCUACAAUAAAAUUGACCCCAGGCGUAAGGUAGAAGCUGGUUCAGAGAACUCUCAACAAAUUCUAAGAUGGGAAAUGUUGAUAGCCAACUUGAUUUCUUCUUUUAAUGCUGUUAGUGUGAGGUUUGGUAGUGGCUGUUGCAGCUAAAGAAUCCAGCCCCUUCUCAGAUUCAAGCUGCCUUGAAAUUUCCAUUUGCGUUGCAUGGAUCCAUCUCUUGCAAUCAACUGACUUUUUCCUUUUAAGCGCCAAAUGCAGUUUAACACAUCAGGAGGCAGAAUUCCUGUUUGCACAGAAACAUACCUGUGUUUCUGCUCCUUGCUCCUUUUCCUCCCAAGCACACACUUAAAAAAAAAAUAAAGUUAUGGCUGAUGUUUGUGUUUUUUAAAAAGAAAUCUAAUUUUUUUGUUACAAAUAAAAUGUGGCAAUAUUUUUUUCUGUAACUUUUCAUAGGAAAAAGUGUGAUUUGUAAACAAAUUGUACAGUUCUGAAGUUUGAGAUACGCAAAUUAAAAAUAACCGUACUGCGUGGGGCACGCUGUAAAUGGGGGGGGAGGGAGGGGAGAGAUUAUUUUCCGUACAGUACAGUGUAUUGGGGGAGAAAUCUUUUAAUUCUGGUUGAUUUAGGAAGAACUAUAGUUCCCUGUCAGGGUUUGAAAUCUUUUUUUUCCUUGUAUAGAAUGCUGCAUUUAAGUAAAUAAAAUCAGAGAGCAUCACUUGAUCAAAGGGAGUGUUUCAUAUAUUUAAUUAUAGUACAUGGUAUUUAUGACACUUGAAAUGUACAUAAUAAACGUCCAUUACCUUA